This is a messenger RNA of Naumovozyma dairenensis CBS 421, 1434 nucleotides long. RefSeq names its product Ctf13p (gene CTF13). The coding region runs from base 1 to 1434 and encodes 477 amino acids. The transcript has a single exon. Lineage: Eukaryota; Fungi; Ascomycota; Saccharomycetes; Saccharomycetales; Saccharomycetaceae. The record is from RefSeq and is a predicted model, not a curated record.
AUGGAUAUAACACGGUUCCUAGAACUACCAGUAACAAUUAGAAAAGAGGUCUAUUUCCACUUGAAUGGAUCAUUCACACAUUUGAAUCAACAAUUCACUAAUACAAGUUUGUUAUCUCUCAUAUCGUCAUUAGCAACACCACCAUUCCAUUCAAAGAACAAUGAACAAUUGCGAGAAAAACUAUACCCAACUUAUGCUCCAUAUCUUGAAGCAUUCGCUUUCAAUUCAAACCUAAUAGAUCAAUGGCUUUCUUAUUCAUCAUGGUUACGUUAUGACGCGAUUGUCAUUGAUUGUAUGAGAUUAAAUCAUCUUUAUGAAGGGUCUUUAAUAGGUCCUGUUGAUUGGAUAUUUCUCGGUGGGAAAAUCAAAUUGGCUUAUUUUGAUAAAUUUUAUCUGUUGCAAGUAUGGUUUUCAUAUCAAGAAUAUGCUAAAUGGAUUAUGGAAGGUGGGAAGGACGGUGAUUUGAUUCUCGAAACGGAAUAUUUAAGGUUCAAUACUGAGUGUUUCAAACCAAAUAUGAUGAUAGAAACAUAUAAUGUUAUGGAAAAUAGGAAACUACUCGGGUUUGUAUCUGAUGUCUUUUUUGGCGAAGAUGAAAUAGAAGAUGAUAUAUUUGAGGAAAAAGACACCUUACAAAAGGAAAAUAACUCCAUCGAUGAAGAGAUUAGCGAUGCUUUAAAUACGCUGGAAAGUGUAGAAAAUGGCACGUAUAAAAAACGUAAGACAUCCUCAAAAAUACCAACAAUGUCAUCUAAAUUAAAUGAUAAGCCAUUGACCAAGAUAAUUGAGAAUCUACAUAAAUUUAAAAAUAUACGGAAUUUAUUUGUACGAGGGGACGCAUUAUAUGAAACUAUGAUCAAUGCCCAUGGUAUUCGACAGGUGGGUCGUAAAGUUAAAUAUGUUGUGAAAACCAGAACACGUACAAUGCAAUUAUUACAAUUGAAAUAUCCUACAAGGUUCCAUGUCGCUGACUUUUCAAGGUGGGUUAAUCUUCGAGAAGUUCAUAUGUCAGGUAUCGAACAUGCUGACUUAAAUGAAUUUGUCCUACCGAAAGCAUGUAAAUCAUUGACUAUCAGCAACUCUCAAAACAUUAUUUGGUGGGAUAUAAUGGGUAAAAUCAGUAACUUCCUUCCGGAAAAGCACAGAUUCGAGCACUCGUGUUAUCCUCUUAAUGCCAGCGUCCAAACAUGCUCAAGUUUGGAGAAUUGCGCUCAUAGGAAGCUGACAAAACUAAAGGAAGACAGCAUUACACAGGACGAUCUCGUUCGUUGUAGAAAAGAAAUUUGGAAAAUAAUUUUUCCUCUGAAUUAUAUACAAUUAAAUAAUGUAUUUUCAAUAUCAAGUGGAACGAUUGUUGUACCUAAUGCCAUGUAUGAAAAUCAUAGGAUACAAUUAUUCGGAAAGUCCAAUAUCAAUGAGCUGAUUGUAAUUUGA